AGUUGGAGAAAGCCGUCGGUUUCUUGUUUUGAAAUUUCCAUGGAGAUCUGAAAGUUUCAAUUUUUCGGAUCGAUUUUAUCGUUAUCAUAGUCCGAUCAUCGUUCCUUUUUAAGGGUUAAUCCUAAAUCGUUCAUCUGGUUAGUUAAAGAGGUUUACCGAAAGCAAAAUACUUUCUUACUCUUUGUAUGGAGUAAGAAUGCCAGAGUUAAGAAGUGGAGCACGUAGAUUGAGACAACCUAGCCCUCAGGUAACUGGUCAGGCGGAUAAUAUUGAACUUCCUCCUCAGCCUGUAACAAGGAGAAGAGGCGGUGGUGGUAGAGGAAGGGGAAACGCUGCUGCUAAAGGUGCUGCACCUCCAAGACCCACUGGUGGUGCCGGUAGGGGUCGAGGCAUCAGGUUAAUAGAUUUAGAGGCAGAACCUUGUGAGGUUCGUCCAGCAGUAGGUGAACCUGCUUUAAAUCAAGUUGCAGGGGUAGCUGAGAAGGAUAUUGCUAUGGAAGGUGGUAGCGCAGAGAAGAUAGUUGGUGUGGAAGAAGAUUCUAGCACAGCUCCAGUCCCUGAAAGGGUACAAGUUGGAAAUUCUCCUGUAUAUAAGACUGAGAGGAAACUCGGUAAAGGAGGCUUUGGUCAAGUUUUUGUUGGUAGAAGGGUGAGUGGUGGCAGCGAUAGGAUUGGUGCCGAUGCAAUUGAGGUGGCCCUGAAAUUUGAACAUCGAAAUAGCAAAGGCUGCAAUUUUGGUCCACCUUACGAGUGGCAAGUGUACAAUACUCUCAAUGGUUGCUAUGGAGUUCCUGCUGUACAUCAUAAGGGUCGUCAAGGAGAUUUUUACAUUCUCGUCAUGGACAUGCUUGGUCCAAGUCUCUGGGAUGUUUGGAAUUCUUCGGGGCAAUCGAUGUCUCCAAACAUGGUAGCCUGCAUUGCAGUUGAGUCCAUAUCUAUUCUUGAGAAACUUCAUUUGAAAGGGUUUGUCCACGGAGAUGUGAAGCCGGAAAACUUUUUACUCGGUCAACCGGGAACAGCAGAUGAGAAAAAACUCUACCUUAUCGAUCUUGGUCUGGCAUCAAAAUGGAAAGAGUCAGGCCUGCAUGUUGAAUAUGAUCAAAGACCUGAUGUGUUCAGGGGAACGAUAAGGUAUGCAAGUGUUCAUGCGCAUCUAGGUCGAACUGGAAGUAGGAGAGAUGAUCUGGAGUCGUUGGCUUAUACUUUAGUUUUUCUCUUGAAGGGAAGAUUGCCAUGGCAAGGAUAUCAGGGUGACAACAAGAGCUUUCUUGUUUGCAAGAAAAAGAUGUCAACUUCUCCUGAAUUGAUGUGCUGUUUUUGUCCACCCCCAUUUAAGUUAUUCCUCGAGGCAGUUACUAAUAUGAAGUUUGACGAAGAUCCCAACUAUGCAAAGCUUAUUUCGAUUUUUGAUUCUCUUAUUGAACCGUGUGCACUAUCUAGACCAAUUAGAAUUGAUGGGGCUCUUAAGGUUGGGCAAAAACGAGGAAGAUUGCUUCUUAAUGUGGAAGAGGAUGAACAGCCAAAGAAGAAAAUCAGAAUUGGCAGUCCUGCUUGUCAGUGGAUCUCAGUCUAUAAUGCUCGUCGUCCCAUGAAACAGAGAUAUCACUACAACGUUGCAGACUCAAGGCUGCACCAGCAUGUACAGAAGGGUAAUGAAGAUGGCCUUUUAAUUAGCUGUGUAGCAUCAGCAGCUAAUCUCUGGGCCCUCAUAAUGGAUGCCGGGACUGGAUUCAACUCUCAAGUUUAUGAAUUGUCAGCGGUCUUCCUUCACAAGGACUGGAUUAUGGAACAAUGGGAAAAGAACUACUAUAUCAGUUCCAUAGCUGGUGCAGAUAACGGGAGCUCAUUAGUUGUUAUGUCAAAAGGAACGUCUUAUACUCAGCAAUCUUACAAAGUCAGCGACUCAUUUCCUUACAAGUGGAUAAAUAAGAAAUGGAAAGAAGAUUUUCAUGUGACCUCCAUGACAACUGCUGGGAAUCGUUGGGGUGUGGUAAUGUCGAGGAAUUCUGGCUUCUCUGAUCAGGUUGUGGAGCUCGACUUUUUGUACCCAAGCGAUGGAAUACAUAGGAGGUGGGAAAGUGGGUAUAGGAUAACAUCAAUGGCAGCAACUGCAGAUCAAGCAGCUUUCAUAUUAAGCGUACCAAAACGUAAAAUGAUGGAUGAAACUCAAGAGACUCUUCGCACCACCGCCUUUCCAAGCACUCAUGUCAAGGAGAAAUGGGCUAAAAAUCUGUACAUUGCAUCAAUAUGCUUUGGGAGGACAGUUUGCUGAGGUACUUAGCAUCAUAUGUGCUGUUACAAAGCCAAAAAGACAAUUGGAGGAUAAGGAUCAUAAUACGAUAAAAAAGGUGAAAACCAGACGCAACCUGUUUGUUAAAUGUAAUGAAAUGGAUGCGUCUUCGUAUGUAUGUAGAAGUAUGAAAAGAUAGAAAUGAUGGUAACAGAGAAUUUGGAUUAGUAAUAGAAAGUUUUGAGGGCUUUUUAAGCCUUCAAGUGUGCUUUUUUUUUGGUUAUCAUUUGUGUUGUUUGAUGCGUCUCUAAAGUUGUCUUUUUCUUUGAAGUGUCUAAUAAUGAAAUGUGAGCAAG
Arabidopsis arenosa is the source of this 2586-nucleotide messenger RNA. The record is from the annotation of a GenBank genome assembly. Lineage: Eukaryota; Viridiplantae; Streptophyta; Magnoliopsida; Brassicales; Brassicaceae.